GCCGGCUCCAGCUCGCCUCCUUGACGUCAUGUCUGUGCCGAGGCUCCGGCAGGCGCAGUGGAGGCAGCAGGCAGCGUGUUAAACUUUCACAGCGAGUCCGGCGUUCUCGCAGCGCCGUGCGAGAGCGGGGAGCUGCGUGCAGCCGCAGCUGGAACAUCUGGAAGCGUUCAGGGUGUCUGUCUGUCUGUCGGCGAGAGGCAGAGAGCGGGCGGCGAGCGCGCUGUGAGGGAGGGGAGGGAGUGAGGGGCUGGGACUGUGCUCUCUUCCUCUGCAGAAACAGCUCCCUGCCAACACAACGCGCUCAGAAUGGCUUUGAAGAGGAGGAGCAGCGGCGUUUGAACAUCUCCCCUCUUUUUUUUUUGCCUCGUCCUCCUGUUGUUAAUCUUAUAGUUGGUGGAUUUUAAAAAGACAUUUAACCCUCAGAGGUUUGUCCUGGAUGCUUUUGCUUUUUUUCCUUUCCCCCCCACCCCUCCUCUCGUUUCCCCCCUUCCUGUUCUUUUUUAUGGUUUAACAGCCAGAGGUGCUGUGCUAAAUUCUUGGAAGGGGCCCGGAUGUACUGAGGAUGCAUUGCAAUCUCACUAAAGGAGGCAGUAGUGGAAAGGAUCAGUUUUUGGUGUUUGAUGCAAUAAUGGGAAUCAGGUAAUAAUAAAAGGGGAAAAUCUGCAGCUCCAUUCUUCCUUGAAUUUUACCAAGCCGAUUUUUGGAGGGAUUAUUCUGGACUCGUUUUAAAUGGUCAAUGAAAACAAGAGGAUGUACAUUCCAGAAGAAAACCAUCAAGGUUCCAACUAUGGGAGUCCCCGUCCGGCUCAUGCCAACAUGAACGCCAAUGCAGCUGCAGGGCUCGCCCCGGAGCACAUCCCCACGCCGGGGGCAGCUCUGUCCUGGCAGGCUGCCAUCGAUGCUGCCAGGCAGGCCAAGCUGAUGGGCAGCGCUGGCAACGCCACCAUCUCCACGGCCAGCUCCACGCAGAGGAAGCGGCAGCAGUACGGCAAGCAGAAGAAGCAGGGCACCACCACAGCCACCCGCCCGCCCCGGGCACUGCUGUGCCUCACGCUGAAGAAUCCCAUCCGGAGGGCGUGCAUCAGCAUCGUCGAAUGGAAACCAUUUGAAAUAAUUAUUUUACUGACUAUUUUUGCCAAUUGUGUGGCCUUAGCUAUCUAUAUCCCCUUUCCAGAAGAUGAUUCCAAUGCCACCAAUUCCAAUCUGGAACGAGUGGAAUAUCUCUUUCUCAUAAUUUUUACAGUGGAAGCAUUUUUAAAAGUAAUAGCAUACGGACUUCUCUUUCACCCCAACGCUUACCUCCGCAAUGGCUGGAAUUUACUAGAUUUUAUAAUUGUGGUAGUAGGGCUUUUUAGUGCAAUUUUAGAACAAGCAACCAAAGCAGAUGGGGGGAAUUCAAUAGGAGGAAAAGGUGCCGGAUUCGAUGUUAAAGCACUGCGAGCUUUCCGAGUAUUACGUCCACUACGGCUGGUGUCUGGAGUUCCCAGUCUCCAGGUGGUUUUAAAUUCAAUUAUCAAGGCCAUGGUCCCUUUGUUGCAUAUUGCCCUGCUGGUGCUGUUUGUCAUUAUUAUCUACGCCAUCAUUGGACUGGAGUUAUUCAUGGGGAAGAUGCACAAGACCUGCUACCAUGUGCAAGGGGGACUGAUAGAUACACCUGCAGAAGAUGAUCCGUCCCCGUGUGCCCCCCAGUCUGCCCACGGGCGGCAGUGUCAGAACGGCACCGAGUGCAAGGCGGGCUGGGAGGGACCCAAGCAUGGCAUUACCAACUUUGACAAUUUUGCUUUUGCCAUGCUCACGGUGUUUCAGUGCAUCACCAUGGAGGGCUGGACAGAUGUGCUCUACUGGGUCAAUGAUGCCAUAGGAAGGGACUGGCCCUGGAUCUAUUUUGUUACACUAAUCAUCAUAGGGUCAUUUUUUGUACUUAACUUGGUUCUCGGUGUACUUAGCGGGGAGUUUUCCAAAGAAAGAGAAAAGGCCAAGGCUCGAGGCGAUUUCCAGAAGCUUCGGGAAAAGCAGCAGCUAGAGGAGGAUCUGAAGGGAUACUUAGACUGGAUAACUCAAGCAGAAGAUAUUGAUCCAGAAAAUGAAGAUGAAGGCAUGGAUGAGGAGAAGCCUCGAAACAUGAGCAUGCCCACCAGCGAGACCGAGUCCGUGAACACCGACAACGUCCCCGGAGCGGACAUGGAAGGCGAGAACUGCGGCGCGAGGCUGGCGCAUCGGAUCUCAAAAUCAAAAUUUAGUCGCUACUGGCGCCGAUGGAAUCGAUUCUGCCGAAGGAAGUGCCGUGCUGCUGUCAAGUCCAAUGUUUUCUAUUGGCUGGUGAUCUUCCUCGUGUUUCUCAACACCCUCACCAUUGCCUCUGAGCACUACAACCAGCCAGACUGGCUCACGGAGGUCCAAGACACUGCCAAUAAGGUGCUGCUAGCUCUUUUCACGGCAGAGAUGCUGCUGAAGAUGUACAGCCUUGGCCUCCAGGCCUACUUUGUGUCCCUCUUCAACCGCUUUGACUGUUUCAUCGUGUGUGGAGGCAUCCUGGAAACCAUCCUGGUGGAGACAAAGAUCAUGUCACCCCUGGGCAUUUCGGUCUUGAGAUGUGUGAGACUCCUCAGAAUAUUUAAAAUCACAAGAUAUUGGAACUCCCUGAGUAAUCUUGUGGCUUCACUCCUGAAUUCAGUCCGCUCCAUUGCCUCCCUGUUGCUGCUUCUCUUCCUCUUCAUCAUCAUCUUUUCCCUCCUGGGGAUGCAGCUCUUUGGGGGCAAGUUUAACUUUGAUGAGAUGCAGACCAGGAGGAGUACAUUUGACAACUUCCCUCAGUCCCUCCUGACUGUGUUUCAGAUCCUGACUGGGGAGGACUGGAAUUCGGUGAUGUAUGAUGGGAUCAUGGCUUAUGGCGGCCCCUCUUUUCCAGGAAUGUUGGUCUGUAUUUACUUCAUCAUCCUCUUCAUCUGUGGAAACUAUAUCCUGCUGAAUGUAUUUUUGGCCAUUGCUGUGGACAACCUUGCUGAUGCUGAGAGUUUAACAUCUGCACAGAAAGAGGAGGAAGAGGAAAAAGAAAGGAAAAAGCUAGCUAGGACUGCUAGUCCUGAAAAGAAACAGGAGAUGGAAAAAACAGCUGUGGAGGAAGAGACAAAGGAGGAGAAAAUUGAGCUGAAAUCGAUCACUGCUGAUGGAGAGUCCCCACCUGCUACCAAGAUCAACGUGGAUGAUUAUCAGCCCAAUGAAAAUGAAGAAAAGAGCCCUUAUCCCACAACAGAAGCACCAGCAGAGGAAGAUGAGGAGGAACCUGAGAUGCCUGUCGGCCCUCGACCUCGCCCGAUGUCUGAGCUGCACCUCAAGGAAAAGGCUGUGCCCAUGCCUGAUGCCAGUGCUUUUUUCAUCUUCAGUCCUAACAACAGGUUCCGUGUGCACUGCCACCGCAUCGUUAACGAUAACAUUUUCACCAACCUGAUCCUGUUUUUCAUCCUGCUCAGCAGCAUCUCCCUGGCAGCUGAGGACCCCGUGAGACACCUCUCCUUUAGGAACCAAAUCCUAGGCAAUGCAGACUAUGUCUUCACUAGUAUCUUUACAUUAGAAAUUAUUCUUAAGAUGACUGCCUACGGGGCUUUCCUCCACAAGGGCUCCUUCUGCAGGAACUACUUCAACAUCUUGGACCUGCUGGUGGUCAGCGUUUCUCUCAUCUCCUUUGGGAUCCAGUCCAGUGCCAUUAAUGUGGUGAAGAUCCUGCGUGUUCUGCGGGUCCUCAGGCCACUGAGGGCCAUCAACAGAGCCAAAGGACUGAAGCACGUGGUCCAGUGUGUGUUUGUUGCCAUCCGAACCAUCGGGAACAUUGUGAUUGUCACCACUUUGCUGCAGUUCAUGUUUGCCUGCAUUGGAGUUCAGCUGUUUAAGGGCAAGCUGUACAGCUGCACUGACAGCUCCAAGCAGACAGAAGCAGAAUGCAGAGGGUACUACAUCACCUACAAGGAUGGGGAGGUCAGCCAGCCCAUGAUACAGCCCCGCAGCUGGGAGAACAGCAAGUUCGACUUCGACAACGUCCUGACUGCCAUGAUGGCCCUCUUCACCGUCUCCACCUUCGAGGGCUGGCCAGAGUUGCUGUAUAGGUCCAUUGAUUCCCACAUGGAGGAUGUGGGACCCAUCUAUAAUCACAGGGUUGAGAUCUCCAUCUUCUUUAUUAUCUACAUCAUCAUCAUUGCUUUCUUCAUGAUGAACAUCUUCGUUGGUUUCGUCAUCGUCACAUUUCAGGAACAAGGAGAACAAGAGUACAAGAACUGUGAGCUGGACAAAAACCAGCGCCAGUGUGUAGAGUAUGCCCUGAAAGCCCGGCCUCUGCGGAGAUACAUCCCUAAAAACCAGUACCAGUACAAAGUUUGGUAUGUGGUCAACUCCACCUAUUUUGAAUACCUGAUGUUCGUUCUGAUCCUGCUGAACACCAUCUGCCUGGCCAUGCAACACUAUGGUCAGAGCUGCAUGUUCAAGGAAGCCAUGAACAUCCUCAACAUGCUCUUCACUGGGCUCUUCACUGUGGAGAUGGUCCUGAAGUUAAUUGCCUUCAAACCCAAGGGUUACUUUAGUGAUCCUUGGAAUGUUUUUGACUUCCUCAUCGUAAUUGGCAGCAUUAUAGACGUCAUUCUCAGUGAAACUAAUCACUAUUUCUGUGAUGCAUGGAAUACAUUUGACGCCUUGAUUGUUGUGGGUAGCAUUGUUGAUAUAGCAAUCACCGAGGUGAACCCAGCUGAACAUACCCAAUGCUCUUCCUCUAUGAACGCAGAGGAAAACUCUCGCAUCUCAAUCACCUUCUUCCGACUCUUCCGCGUGAUGCGCCUCGUGAAGCUCCUGAGCCGAGGGGAGGGCAUCCGGACCCUGCUGUGGACCUUCAUCAAGUCCUUCCAGGCUCUCCCCUACGUGGCUCUUUUGAUAGUGAUGUUGUUCUUCAUCUACGCUGUGAUUGGGAUGCAGGUGUUUGGUAAAAUUGCGCUGAACGACACCACCGAAAUCAACCGCAACAACAACUUCCAGACCUUCCCCCAGGCAGUGCUGCUGCUUUUCAGGUGUGCCACAGGUGAGGCCUGGCAGGAAAUCAUGCUGGCAUGUCUCCCUGACAAGAAGUGUGACCCGGAGUCGGAGCCGGCCAACUCCACGGAGGCCGAUCACUCGUGCGGCAGCAGCUUCGCCGUCUUCUACUUCAUCAGCUUCUACAUGCUCUGUGCCUUCCUGAUCAUCAAUCUUUUUGUAGCUGUUAUAAUGGAUAACUUCGAUUACCUGACACGGGACUGGUCCAUUUUAGGACCACACCACCUGGAUGAGUUUAAAAGGAUCUGGGCAGAGUAUGACCCUGAAGCUAAGGGACGGAUCAAGCACCUGGACGUGGUGACGCUGCUGCGGCGGAUCCAGCCCCCGCUGGGCUUCGGGAAGCUCUGCCCUCACCGGGUGGCUUGCAAACGCCUUGUCUCCAUGAAUAUGCCACUGAACAGCGAUGGGACCGUCAUGUUCAAUGCCACUCUCUUUGCACUGGUCAGAACAGCACUGAGGAUCAAGACAGAAGGUAACCUGGAGCAGGCCAACGAAGAGCUGAGAGCAAUAAUUAAGAAAAUCUGGAAGCGCACCAGUAUGAAGCUGCUGGACCAGGUGGUGCCUCCUGCAGGUGAUGAUGAGGUGACCGUGGGGAAGUUCUACGCCACUUUCCUGAUCCAGGAGUAUUUCAGGAAGUUCAAGAAGCGCAAGGAGCAGGGGCUGGUGGGGAAGCCCUCCCAGCGCAACGCGCUCUCCUUACAGGCUGGGCUGCGCACGCUGCACGACAUCGGGCCUGAGAUCCGACGAGCCAUUUCUGGAGACCUGACCGCUGAGGAGGAGCUGGACAAGGCCAUGAAGGAAGCUGUUUCUGCUGCCUCUGAAGAUGACAUCUUCCGGAGAGCUGGAGGCUUGUUUGGAAACCAUGUGAGCUACUACCAAAGCGAUGGCAGGAGUGGGUUCCCCCAGACGUUCACCACCCAGAGACCUUUGCACAUCAACAAGUCUGGCAACAACCACGGCGACACCGAGUCUCCAUCUCACGAGAAGCUGGUGGACUCCACCUUCACUCCCAGCAGCUACUCAUCCUCAGGCUCCAAUGCCAACAUCAACAACGCCAACAACACCGCCCUGUGUCGCUUCCCCAGCCCACCCAGCUACCCCAGCACUGUCAGCACGGUGGAAGGCCAUGGGACACCCCUGUCACCCACCAUAUGUGUGCAGGAGGCUCCCUGGAAGCUCCCCUCCAAAAGGACACAUUACUACGAGACACUGGCACGCUCCAGUUCCAGAGACAGCCAGCUGGCAAUUGUUUGCCAAGAGGAAGUGUCUCAGGAUGAGACUUAUGAUGAAAAUUUGAAUGAAGACAUUGAGUACUGUAGUGAACCAAGUCUGCUCUCUACCGAAAUGCUCGCAUACCAAGAUGAUGAAAACAGACAACUCACUCCACCAGAGCACAGCAAAGGAGAGGACACCAGGCCCUCUCCCAAGAAGGGGUUCCUGUGCUCCUCAGCUCUAGGUCGAAGAGCAUCUUUUCACUUAGAGUGUUUGAAAAGACAGAAAAACCAGGGUGUGGAUGUCUCACAGAAGACAGUCCUGCCUUUGCAUCUGGUCCAUCAUCAGGCGCUGGCAGUGGCCGGCCUGAGUCCCCUGCUGCAGCGAAGCCAUUCCCCCACCGCGUUCUCUCGGCUGUGCGCGACACCGCCGGCCACGCCCUGCAACCGGGGCUGGCCGCCACAGAGCAUCCCCACGCUGCGCCUCGACGGGGCGGACUCCUCGGAGAAGCUCAACAGCAGCUUGCCGUCCGUGCACUGCGGCUCCCGGUACCCCGAGAGCGGCGGCAGCCCCAGGAGAGCCCGGCCCGUGUCCCUGACCGUGCCCAGCCCCAGCGCGGGGAGCAGCCGGCAGCUCCACGGCAGCGCCAGCAGCCUGGUGGAAGCGGUCUUGAUUUCGGAAGGACUGAUGCAGUUUGCUCAAGAUCCAAAGUUCAUUGAGGUCACAACCCAGGAGCUCGCAGACGCCUGCGACAUGACGAUAGAAGAGAUGGAAAAUGCAGCAGACAACAUUCUCAAUGGUAACAGCAAGCAGAGCCCCAAUGGCAACCUCUUGCCUUUUGCUAACUGCAGGGACCCAGGGCAGGACAGUGCAGGAGAGGAAGAGGAAGAGGUGCAGAACCCGGAUUGUAGGAUAAGUCAGGAGGAGCUCAAGGACAGCAGGAUUUAUAUCAGCAGCCUGUAGUUGCCAGGGCUGGAAGCGAUGCUGGUUUUUUAUUUGUUUCAAUGUUCCUAAUGGGUUUGUUUCAGAAGUGCCUCACUGUUCUCGUGACCUGGAGUAACCGGAACAGCGUUCUUCAUUCAUUUCUGUUGGGACGAGUCGCAGAGUUGGGUGGUGUAAGAAAGCUUUUCAGGAGCGGAUUUAACCCCAGCACGUGUCCAUGAGGGAAGAGUGAGGAGGAGGAGGAGAAGAAGAGGAGGAGAGCCAGCUCCCUCUUUUUUUCAGUCCCUGCACAAGGAACGACAGCUGCCUCCGGAGCACGAAGGGGAACCUCAGCUUCCUGUGGAUCGCCCUAGCCAAAAGGACCCUGCGCCAAACGGGUGUCUUUCAACCUUGCUUGUAAAAAUCAUUUUGCACAUGUUCUGUAUGAGCCUCACCGUCUCCAUAAAGCCAAGGCCCUUUGAUUCGGAAGGAGAGGAAGACUUCUGCUGUGGAUUCCCACACGGCCACGGGGAGGAGGAAGCAGGAGAAGCCCGAGGCGCGGCCCAGCCCUGCCGAGACUCCGGCAGCGGCCCCUGCUGGCCAAUCAGAGCUCGGGCGGUCACUCGCCAGCCAAUCCGAGUUUAGGCGGUUUUCUGCUGGCCAAUCAGAGCUAGCGCGCCAACUGUGCCAGCCAACGGGAGAGCAGGCAUGGCGGCGGGGCUGAGAGGCCGCCAGGCCUGUGCAGAGUUCUUCUUGUUUCGCAGUUUGGUAUUUUCUUGAAAGCAUGUUGCAGUUUUUAUUUUGACUAUUUUAUUAUUAUUAUUAUUAUUAUUAUUUUGAGGGAGAAGGGAGUGUUUACAGCGUUUUGUAAUCACCUACCUUUUUUGUUUUGGUUUAUUUUCACCUUUGCAGAUGUUAAAUUGGUUUGAUCAUGUUGUAUUAUUAUUUAAACUGGGGUAAGGGUGAUUUCUCCAUUGGAAUUUGGUAGAAGUAUAAUGAUAGAUGAGUUUUGCCAACCAUUAUGUACACCGAGGAUUUGUAAUUUUAUUUACUAGCAACUGAAACCUUUUGUUGUUGUUGUUUUAUAAUUUAAAGAUAGUAGGCAAUGCACUUGAUAUAGUCUUGCACAUUUGAGUGAUUGAUUUGGGUUCUUUUUAGUGCUAAGUGUAUCUGUGAGUGUGGGAGCAAUGGGAGCGAGCGUGAGUGCAUGUGUGAGUGUGCGUGUGUGUAAGAGCAGUUCUCCACGUCCUGGUUGGAGCUGCAGGAGAUCUGUAUCUGGGGCCAUUCGAAUGCAAAAACAAACCACUGUCUCUGCUUUCGAAAAGGGAAUCAGUAACUUUGCAUUUUCUGUUCCACAAGAUAUGCAAAAACAAUGCAAUAAUAUUAAUUUUAAAAUAAAAUUGUAAGUUGUGUCGGCAUUAAAACUGUAUAGAAAAAGAAAAAAAAUUUACGGGGGUGGGGGGGAAACAGAAAAAGAAAAACAAACCAGAAGACGUUACGCUUCGAUAUAUUCCGUGUGAUGUUUUAUUGCAUUGAUAAUGUUUCUGUUGAAGAAACCGUUAUACUUGAAUUCAGGUCAGUUUCAGUAUUUUUCAAAUAUUUUUUUAAAAUGAAUUGCAAUUGUGCCAAGCAAAGAUAAUGAAUUGAAUUAAGUUUGUUUAAAAAAAAAAAGAAAAAAAAGAAUCACUUCUUGUAUAUUUUGCUGCAUGUCAAGUGAGUCAUUUCGUAUUUGGAAUGUGCCAAGCUUUACCUUUGAACUUUUAAGUGCUUUUUUACGUGUGGUUGGGGAAAGGGUACUACUUUAUUUUUUUUUUCCUUUUUUAAUUUGUACGAUGAACAAAGUGUACCUGGUGUAAGUAACUAUUCUGCAAUCCACUGACAGGUUGAACGUUACUGAUUUUGCAUAUCUUGUGUUCAUUUUCCUUCUUCCUCACUCCCUUUUAACGUGCACGAUGACUUUAUCAGUAGAGAAUCUUUCUUCCCAAGACUGGGACAUUUUAUUCAGGCUUUGUUUUCUUUCCUUUUGCUCAGUUCCUCUAAAGGUCUUGUCCUACUCAAGGGUGACAAGACCCCCAAAGCCCAUUUGGCAGAUCCAUCCUACACGUUCAGCUGGCACCAGCAAUUUAAGGAGAAGGGCAGAAAAAAAUCUGGCUUCAAAAUUAUUUUAUUAAAUAGCUAGACCCUGAUCAGUUUUAGCAGGAUCCUGGGAUAAGAAAGGCAAGAAUCAGGACAGUGGGCAAAGUAAAGUUAGCUAACCCUGGUCUGGGCUGAAAGCAGAGGGAGAGAGCUGUGGAUCUUUAUUAGGAGAAUUGCUGCAGGCUGGUCAAGAUGCAGGUGCCAAGUGACUUUUUGGUGUUCCUAUGCAUGGUCUCAAUCCUCUUCCCAGACUUUAGUGAAGGGUAUUAAGUCACAAAACAUCUGGCAGCACAGCAUGUCCCAGCCACAACUCCUGACUGGUAGGUGUGAAACUCUCACACUGACAGUUGGCCCUAACCCUGAGAGAGGCUGAAAAAACAGACAGGUACUGUUAGAUUUUAUGCAACUGGUUUUUGUCUAGACUACUGCUGGGUUUUUUCCCUCCUCAGGAUGAUUCACAAACUUGCAGAUCAGUUCUGAGGUGUGAUCUGACUCAGAGCUAAACUUUGAUUCAAAUCUUGAGCUUCUGCAGAUGUCCAAGAACACCCUUCACUGCAUACAUUGGUUACAUUAUUUUUGUGACGCUCUUGUUUUUCUUCUCGAUUCUCUGGGGCACAAAGGAGAAAUAGCAAAGGGUAUUUUUGCCUGUACUGCUUGAACUGGCCAGUAUCAGCUCAAGAUACCUUGGAAAAACCAAAUAUUAGAGAAAUAUGAAUCCAUUUGUACAAGGAUCUGUCAUCAAAGUCAUAAUUCAAGGCUUCCCUGGAGAAAGUGACCAGCUGGUGUGGGUCAGUCUCAUCCUUUCAUCCCUGGUGCUGUACAGAGAUGGGCACAGAUGUGUCUCCCUGUGAGUUUGCUGCUGCUGCUGAUGUGCUCCAAAGGUCUUGAAAGGGAAGAAUGCCCUUGCUGUUCCUGAAAAUGCUGUGUAAGGGCUCCCUAACUCAUUUUCUUUCACUGACCCUCCCAAUGGAAGACAGGGGUUCUUCGCUCCUGAAAAACAGUGCUUACCUAAAUCAGUGGUGACAAGGAACAUUUUGGAUGCUUGACAGCCCAUCUUUUAGAAUUUUUCUUGAUGGGAAGGACAAUGACAGGAAGGCCUGUGCCCCAGGCAGUGAAAGGUGUUGCUCCCUCGGGGGUCAGAGCCUAUGGCCAGGGAAACCCCGCUCUCUCCUGGAAGAUCCUGUAGGGGCUGCAGAGUGGGAAAUGUAUGGCUAGCAGAGAAUGCAAAUGACUUCUGCAGUUUGAGGGUAGGUGUUAAAUUUAGUAAUUGCUGGUGCCAGCUGUGCAAACUUCUCCUUCUGGGGAGGGUGGCUUUUUUUCUAUUUUUUUUUCAUUUGAGGUACUUCCAAAUGUGCACAUUGUGACAGGCCUGAGCAAAGAGCUGCUGCCUCCUGCGAGUGAGGCAGAGUCUGGGGGACAGUGGGAAGGAGGGGCAGGUUCAGCUCCUGGAGCGUUUCCCUGUGUCUGGGAGUGGAUGGUGGGUACAAUCCCUGUACUGUGGAUGGAAGCUUUGAAGGAACCGAUGGCUGAGAAGUGGCGUGGAAGGAAAGAAUGGGGAAAAUGAUCUGCUGUUUGCCUCUGAGCUUCUCUGACUCGCGAGAGGACACUGCAGACUAAAGACAUUUCUUAUAAAACAACAAACCUCCUCCCUGUAUCACUCCUGCUCAUUAGUCCAGACAGUACUGGGUCAGCCACAUCGGGUGCAUUUCUUUUUUUCUUCCCUAUUUCUGUGUGGCUGACGCGAUGGGAAAGCAAGUGGAACUCAUGAUCCAGAGCUGGAGUUUCGUUGUCCACAGACCUUUUGUGCAUCAUCUGCCUCUUCAGCUGGACAUGUGGACGAUGAUGGUGUGUAGAUGCUGCUGCUACUGCAGGGGUCCCGCCUGUUUUCUUGCCCUGCCCACCCCACCCCAGCACGGAGGGACAGCCAGAGAGGCGCCAUGUACAGAACCGCAUCUAUUUCUGCUUUGUUUUCUGACUCACAACCCUGCCCCAGUGACUACGACGACAACAACAACACAAAAAAAAAAAAAGGGCAAAUGCAUUUUUUACAUUUCUUGAUAAUUUCCAAAGCAAUGUAUCAUUGCUUUCUUUAGACUGACGCCAAUAUAACAGUUGUAUGGGUCUCA
Messenger RNA from Zonotrichia leucophrys gambelii, 11465 nucleotides. It is a transcript of the gene CACNA1C, whose product is annotated as calcium voltage-gated channel subunit alpha1 C. The record is from RefSeq and is a predicted model, not a curated record. Gene Ontology annotation, cellular component: voltage-gated calcium channel complex; membrane. Gene Ontology annotation, molecular function: high voltage-gated calcium channel activity. Gene Ontology annotation, biological process: calcium ion import across plasma membrane. NCBI's taxonomy places the organism in Eukaryota, Metazoa, Chordata, Aves, Passeriformes, Passerellidae. Bases 730 to 7245 code for a protein of 2171 amino acids. The transcript has 49 exons.